This is a messenger RNA of Andrographis paniculata, 1253 nucleotides long. RefSeq lists its product as uncharacterized. The record is from RefSeq and is a predicted model, not a curated record. Bases 440 to 1204 code for a protein of 254 amino acids. Lineage: Eukaryota; Viridiplantae; Streptophyta; Magnoliopsida; Lamiales; Acanthaceae. The transcript has 9 exons. Gene Ontology annotation, molecular function: hydrolase activity.
AUUCACAUUCACACUAGAAUUUGCAGCAGUUUCAUAUUAGGGUUUCGAAUUUCCCCAAAUUAUUGUUACUACUGUCAUUAUUCUUCCCCAUUCCUUCCCCUCUGCUCCUACAUGUCCAAACCCCAAUCCCCACCCUUUCCCCCUUUCUAAUUUCUUUGUUUUUAUAUUAUUAUCAAUAUAGAGAUAAUUAUUCUCUCAGGAUUGCUUUCUUUUUGUCCUUUCUUUGUCUUUCCCAAUUCCCACACCCUUUUUCAAGAGUUUCUUCGCAAAGUGCAGCUGGUUCACACACACACACACAUACGUGUAUAUAUUCUGUUCUCCACCCCCACCCUUUAGGUGUAUAAAUGGGGUAGGGCACUCACUUUCCAUUACACUUAAUAGGCUUUUUUUAAGCAUACAAAAAUAAAAAUAAAACAUCACUUGUUAACUUUGCCAGAAAAUGAGCUUCUCAAAUUCAUCAAUGAGUUCGGGAAGUAGAACAGGUCGAAGAUCGUAUGAAUUUGGGAGGACCUAUGUUGUCAAGCCUAAAGGCAAACACCAAGCCACUGUUGUCUGGUUGCACGGCCUCGGCGACAAUGGCUCCAGUUGGUCGCAACUUUUGGAAAGUUUGGCACUCCCGAAUAUAAAAUGGAUAUGCCCGACUGCCCCUACACGGCCCGUGGCUAUACUCGGGGGAUUCCCUUGCACUGCUUGGUUCGAUGUGGGAGAGCUGUCUGAAGAUUGUCCCGAUGAUUUUGAAGGUUUGGAUGCCUCGGCUGCGCACAUCGCUAAUCUGCUGUCCACGGAGCCUGCGGACAUUAAACUCGGAAUCGGGGGCUUCAGUAUGGGGGCCGCAACCGCUCUUUAUUCUGCGAUAUGCUUCGUUCAUGGCUACUACGGGAACGGCUAUCCGUAUCCCGUUAACCUCAGGGCCAUCGUAGGCCUAAGCGGUUGGCUUCCCGGGGCCAGGACAGUGUGCAACAAGAUCGGAGGAGGAUCGUAUGAGGCUGCAAGCCGGGCAGCAUCUCUCCCGAUAUUACUGUCGCAUGGGAAGUGCGACGAAGUGGUUCCCCAUGAACACGGCGAGAGGUCUUACCACGCCCUGAGCCUGGCCGGCUUCCGGAACUUAUCCUUCGAGAGCUACGACGGGAUGGGACAUUACACUGUGCCGAAGGAGAUGGAUCACGUUUGCAAUUGGCUAAACAGCAGACUUUGUGGGCUGUAGAAUUAAAUUAAAUUAAAUUAAAUUAAAUUAAUUACAUAUAUCAUACUUA